This is a messenger RNA of Cadophora gregata, 1340 nucleotides long. RefSeq lists its product as uncharacterized. The record is from RefSeq and is a predicted model, not a curated record. Bases 3 to 1268 code for a protein of 421 amino acids. NCBI's taxonomy places the organism in Eukaryota, Fungi, Ascomycota, Leotiomycetes, Helotiales, Ploettnerulaceae. The transcript is spliced from 10 exons.
AGAUGUCCUGCUUACCUCCGGGCUUCUCCACUUCACCUACACAAUACUGCUCCACUUCAGCGACUCGCACCUUUGCAAUGGGUGACGGGGAAAAUACAGUUGUCGGUUCAAAGCCAGCGCCGCCAGGCGUGACACCCAACUUUGAACACCCCCAAGAUGUUUUCUACACGAUCAAUCUGAUUGUUCAAAUCGCUUGCAUAGCACUAACGACGCCAUGUGUUCUCCUGAGAUUAUACAUCAGGGCUAAGGUUGUCAAGAUAUUUGGGAUCGAGGACUGGUGCUGCGCGAUAGCUUGGGUAUUUGCGACCUAUUUCUUCGCGUCGGGAAUCGUACUGGGCGAAGAGGGGGGCGGCUAUCACGAUUGGGAGCUUACAAAACCAGCAUUCAGAAAAUUCAAGAAGACAUUGUAUUUCGACAUAAUGCUUCAUUCGCCCACAACAUUCUUCGUGAAGGCAACAUUACUCCUCAUAUUCAUACGGGUAUUUUCCCCCAUGUCCAAGGCUGUGAGGGCAAUAUACGGCUUCAUGAUCAUUCUACUACUGUACUACACCGCCCAAACUGCCGCGAAAAUCUGGGUGUGCUCGCCUAUCGGAGCUUUCUGGAACCCCGCGAUUCGAAAAUCUUGCAUAAACACCCGCAUAGUAUUUCGUAUAGACAAUGCCGUCAGCGUCAUCACCGACCUCGUCAUUCUCAUUCUACCCAUUCCACUGUUGUGGUCCGUCCAGAUGACACGUAAGAAAAAAAUCGGAAUCGGAAUGCUGUUAGGAGCCGGCGGUCUCGCAACGAUCUGUAGUGCCGCGAGGAUGAUCCUAACACUUGUACGAGAUAUUCCUGAUGCGACGUUGGGGGCUACUAAUUUCAAGAUGUUGGCUGUCUCUGAGCUUGCAAUCGCACUCGCCUGCGCCUGCGUUCCAUCUUUCCACGUUCUCUACUCCAGACUCAGCGAGAAGUCCAAGGCGAAGCGAAGUGGCUACACGUCCAGCGUCAAGAUGAGCACAUUCGGCUCCUCUAGCAAAGGGUCCAGAGGAAUCAAAGCCAAACCAGGCGUGGUAUACAUGGAGGGAAGGAUCGACCGCCCAUCAUCACUGGAGCAUAUCUUACACAAUACAGCAAAUCCAGGGCAGGGAUAUGGGUAUAGGGUGCAAGUAUUUUCAGACAUGGGAGCGGAGUCUUCGAAUGCAGACGCGAUGGCUCCUCCUGAGACUUGCAAGCAGUGUGAGCAUGAUCAGAGGACGAUACGGAUUACGAAGACGACGGAAAUGGUUUAGCAUUCUCGGAUGUAAUGCUAUGCGUAAUAGAUAAUAUAGCACAGAACGGUAAUCACACAUGAUGGCCCCGAU